Talpa occidentalis (Iberian mole) is the source of this 2497-nucleotide messenger RNA. It is a transcript of the gene GPR34, whose product is annotated as G protein-coupled receptor 34. The transcript has 4 exons. Gene Ontology annotation, cellular component: membrane. Gene Ontology annotation, biological process: G protein-coupled receptor signaling pathway. Gene Ontology annotation, molecular function: G protein-coupled purinergic nucleotide receptor activity. The record is from RefSeq and is a predicted model, not a curated record. NCBI's taxonomy places the organism in Eukaryota, Metazoa, Chordata, Mammalia, Eulipotyphla, Talpidae. The coding region runs from base 350 to 1489 and encodes 379 amino acids.
AAAAAACAGAAGAGAGCCCCAAACCAAUUGCACCACCACCGGAUGGAGAAGCCCAGCUGAGACAUCAAGACAAGUGAGUGUCUAGGGAAGCUCCUUUUACUUCAAGAGAGCCUGCACUUCAAUUAAUGCAAUUUUGAAGUAUGGCCUGAAUGACUGUCAUUGUCAAGUCAAACUAUAAAUGGUGAAAGGUUGCUAUGAUUGCCAAAUAGGCACAUAUCACAAAGUGAAAUCCUUUUCUCCAGGGCCUUGUAAAGUGUUCAGAUCUCCAGGGAAGAAUCUAAAGACAGAAAAGCUACAUACAAGGAAUAUGUCAUUUAGCACCUUCACUUUUUGAUCCUUACAGAAGACAAUGAGAGGUCACACCAUAACAAUGACAACUACUUCAGACAGCAGCAGCUUUCACUCCUUCCAGGAACUGCACUUGACAACUAAUCACACUGUCCAAUUGCCAGACAACUCUUCUGGAGCAUCAAAUUCUAUUAACUGCACCAUGGAUGAAAAAUUACUUUCCAAAGUGUUAGCAAUAUUCUACAUUGUCAUUUUCAUUGUAGGACUGGUUGGGAACAUAAUUGCCCUCUAUGUAUUUCUGGGUAUCCACCGCAAAAGAAAUUCAAUUCAGAUUUACCUACUUAAUGUAGCCAUUGCAGACCUCUUACUUAUCUUCUGCCUUCCUUUCCGAAUAAUGCAUCACAUCAACCAAAACAAAUGGACACUAGGUAUAGUUUUUUGCAAGGUUGUGGGAGUACUGUUUUAUAUGAACAUGUAUAUUAGCAUUAUUUUGCUUGGAUGCAUCAGUUUGAAUCGCUAUAUAAAAAUCAAUAGGUCUAUACAACAACGGAAAUCAAUAACAAUCAAACAAAGUAUUUAUGUUUGUUGCACAGUAUGGGCAAUUGCUCUUGGUGGAUUUUUAGCUAUCAUUGUUUCAGCACUUAAGAAAGGAGACUAUAAUUCCACAAUGUGUUUCCAUUAUAGAGCUAAGACAGGUAACCGAGGAGAAGCAAUUUUUAACCUAUUUAUUGUAGCAAUGUUCUGGGUAAUUUUCCUACUAAUAAUCCUUUCAUAUAUUAAAAUUGGCAAGAAUCUAUUGAGAAUUUCUAAAAGGAGGUCAAGAUUUCCUAAUUCUAGUAAAUACACCACUACAGCCCGGAAUUCCUUUAUUGUUCUCAUCAUUUUUACAAUAUGUUUUGUUCCCUAUCAUGCCUUUCGAUUUGUCUAUGUUUUGUCACAGCUAGAUGAAAAAAUAUCUUGUUAUUGGAGGGAAAUUAUUCACAAAACCAAUGAGAUGAUGCUGGUUCUCUCAUCUUUCAAUAGCUGUUUAGAUCCUGUUAUGUAUUUCCUGAUGUCCAGUAAUAUCCGCAAAAUAAUGUGCCAAAUUCUUUCUAGGCGAUUUCAAGGGGAAGCUAGCAGGAGUGAAAGCACUUCUGAGUAUAAACCGGGAUACUCCUUGCAUGAUACAUCUGCCUCAAAUAAAAUUCAGCCUACUUCUUAAAGCACUUGAGGUGGACAUGUUGAAGCAAAUGAUAAAAAAUACAACCUCUUAAUUCCUUGAAGAACUAAAAGUUAUAAAAGAAAGCUCUAGCAUUUACAAUCAGGUCAUUUCAAAGCUCUUAUUUGUGAUAUUUCAUUUCCUUAAUUGUAAAAUAUUUGAAAAGCUCACACUCAUCACUAGAUUUUAAAUCUCUACAUGAAAUCUAUUAAAAAUUCAUUGUAAGCUAACCUCUUAACACAACAGAAUAAGUAAAGAAAAUGCAUAGUUUCUCUAGUCACUCUAAGAUUAUUAAAAAAUUCAGCACCUAAUACUAAUUUAAAGUGUGUUUAAAAGUAAGUUAAAUGAUUGAGGACUGACUUAAAAUGUUAGAACAUAUAUGUUCAUUGCCAUUUUAAAAGCUGUAUAAUUUACCACUGUAUUAAUUUAUGCCUAAAUCUCUCUAACAGAUAAAAUGACAAUAAAAUUCUUAUAAAAUGCAAUCACCCAUUAUCUAUCACUGCUUAGACAAAAAUGGAAAGAAUUUAAAUACUGUACUUGAAAAUCAAACAACAGAUGAGCUAAGAAUCCAAAAGCCUAGACUCAGAACUUAAAAUUGCACCUUACUUAGAACAGAUUUAUAAACAACUCAGUUUUCUUGGAUGCCACUUGAAUGGAGGACAAUUGAGAUGUGCACUCUAUGAUAUAGUAAGUUGACUUCCAGGUAUAAUUCUUAUAGCACCACUCAAACACAUAUACAAGAACACAGGUAUAAUGAUGCUCACUGAACUAUUGCUUAUAACAACAUAUUUGUUGAAUAAUUGCAUGAGUGAAUGAAUGGAGGAUGAAUGAGCCAGGAGGAAAGGUGGGAAGGCUGCUGAAAAUAAUUUAAAAUGUGGGUGUGUUUCAAUUCUUUUCCUGGUCAAUCUAUUUGGAUAUAGCUCUAUAGUAAAUCAUACAGUUGUAAUCUGGGGAAUUUGUCAUUAAAAAACAAUCAUUCUCAAAAGUUUAGCUAGCAUUUGUUCAGUUAUU